AUGCUUCAUCGGCUCCGAUCGGCGUUCAACGUCCAGAAGACUCUGUCACUGUGGCCGCUGAGAUCCCAAACUCAAUUCCAGCCAAGUUUCGAUCCCUUCAUUUAUACACAAGGACACUGGCUCGAUCGCGACCAGGCGCAGAGAGCAGCGCGUGUGUUGAAAUUUGACUUUGAUGCUCUGCUUGACACUGCAAUCAAAUGUAGCCCAGGAGCUUCGCGAGUGGUUCAGUGCGAGAAGAAAGAAGGUGGCUUCAACCGUGUCUUCAUGAUACAACUCGACAAUGACGCCACGGUCGUAGCACGCCUUCCCACGCACCUUGCUGGGCCUCCAAGUCUGACAGUGAGCUCGGAGAUUGCGACUUUACGAUACAUCAAGCAACGCACAAAUGUACCAGUACCAAACGUGUUGACUUGGAGCUCCGACCGGCACAACAACGUUGGUGUCGAGUACAUGAUUCAGGAAGCAGCACACGGAGUCCUACUCAAAGAUGUUUGGAACUCAAUGUCUGCAGAACAACGACUUGCCUGCAUCCAGUCUAUUGGACUUCAUUGUCGGGAGCUGUCUUUACUGCAGUUCCCAAUGCUUGGUGCACUUUACCUCACUUCCUCCGCACCCGUGAACGCGGUCAAAUUUGACGACGAUUUCUCUAUCGGCCCUCUCACAGCUUCAUACCAUUGGGGACAUGGGCUCGAAAGCGCCAACCGCUCGGCUCCACCGGGAGGCCUGCAAGGCCCAUGGCACGAUUUGACAAGUUACUUUGGGGAUCUUAUCGCCCGCUCGAGGGCCAGUAUGAGCACUACAGACGCCCAGAAGAGCUCUAGACACGCUGGACUGCUUGAUGCGCUGGAGGGCACCCUAUCACGUCUCGCCAGGACCGAUGCAGUCAGGGAUGCCAGUGGAGGGACCUUGUUCCAUCCCGACCUGCACACUCGCAACAUCUUCGUCGAUCCCACAGACCACACGAAAGUGACGAGCAUAAUCGACUGGCAGUCCGCAGCAAUUGAACCGGCCUUUGUUUUCGCAUCAGUGGAUCCCGACUUCGCUGAAGAGCUAUCAAACGACGAAGACGCCAAGGAUGCAUCAGAAGAAGAACGUGCUGCGAAUGCAAAAUUUCGGACAACCGUCGAGGUUUGUGUGAAGAUGUGGGCUGUGACACAGCAGUUCAUGAAGAAAGUUCGACCUGCCUCAAAAUUACAUCCCACACUGCUCAGAGUGCUUGCCUCCCCAAGUCAAGGAUGGACAGACAAGAUCGAGGCUAUGACUUGGUUACUCAACGAUCUUUCGGAGAGGUGGGAUGAACUUGAACUGCCAGGUGAGAGUAUCUACAAAAAAGAUCAGACUGGUGAGGUGGCAGAGCUCUUGGACGAGACAGAAGCGAAUCAUCGACUGACGGAGCAUUUGACACGACUGUUACACUGCGAUAACAACGGAUGGGUCGCUGAGGAUCGGUGGAACGAGGUCCUCUCGAGAUAUCGGCUGGAAUACAGUCGCUUUGUGGAAUCCGUUGUGGAGAGCGAGGAGUGUAAGACGAAGGAAGAUGAGGUGAAGGCUAUCGAGAAAGCUAAUCGCUUGUGGCCUUACGACCAACGAUAG
Cercospora beticola is the source of this 1593-nucleotide messenger RNA. RefSeq names its product aminoglycoside phosphotransferase family protein. Gene Ontology annotation, cellular component: mitochondrion. The record is from RefSeq and is a predicted model, not a curated record. NCBI's taxonomy places the organism in Eukaryota, Fungi, Ascomycota, Dothideomycetes, Mycosphaerellales, Mycosphaerellaceae.